This is a messenger RNA of Salvia miltiorrhiza (redroot sage), 1145 nucleotides long. RefSeq lists its product as uncharacterized. The record is from RefSeq and is a predicted model, not a curated record. The transcript is spliced from 3 exons. NCBI's taxonomy places the organism in Eukaryota, Viridiplantae, Streptophyta, Magnoliopsida, Lamiales, Lamiaceae. Bases 170 to 901 code for a protein of 243 amino acids.
CGGAAAAACCGGUGCCUUCACCCUUUUAAACCAGAACAAAAUUGUAGGAAGAAACUCCCAAGAGAAAUCAGAGGAAAAAAAAAAUCACCAUUUUCCUCUCAUUUCUCUUUCUUUUCCAUAAUUCAAGAAUCCAUUUUUCACUCUCAUCCACAUAAAAAACACACACAAAAUGGGCUGUGGAGAAUCAAAGCACGCUGUUGCAACACAAAACACCAUCACCAAGAGCAAGAGCAAGAGCAAGAGCAGGAGCAUCAAAAACCAAGAAACAAAAGCUCCUGAAAUCCCCCAAAAUGGUGGAAACGUGGCUGCAAAUGCUGUCAAGGAUUCAGAGAGUUUGAAGAAGAAUGAAAUCCAAGCUGCUGAGAUCUCCAAGAAGAUAGAAUCCGAGGUUAAGGCCGAGGAAGGAGAUGUCAAGAGAGAGGAGGCUGCAGCUGUUGUUGAGGUUGUGCAGGAGAAGAAGGAAGAAAUCAUCAAGAAUGAGGAGUUGAAGGAAGAGAAAAAAGAGGAGGUGAAGGCUGAUGUGGAGGAGCGAGAAAGCGCUGCAGCCACCGAGGUUGUGCAGGAGAGAGAAGAAGAGAUCAAGAAUGAGGGGUUGAAGGAAGAGAAGAGAGAUGAGGUUAAGGCUGAUCAAGAAGAGAAAGAAGAGGUGGUCUCUCAACAAGUAGAAGAUGAGUCCUCUUCUUGUGCUAAUGAGAAGAUCUCCGAGGAAAAGAACGACGUCGUUGAGGCAGUAGGAAAGGAUGCAGAUGAAGGGAAUGCAGAAAAAGAAGAGGGCCUUAAGGUGGAGGAGAGCAAAGAGUUGGAACAAGAAACAAAGCCCUCAGCGGAAGAGAAGAAACCUGCUGAUCAAAAUGAGGCCGGCGAUGCUGCAGCGCCACCAGCUGAUGUGAAGGCCAACUGAAGGAGAAAUUUAUAGGAGAUUGAUUGACCACACACUUCAAACUUUCUUUGUUCAUCAACAUCUCUAGACUUGUUGUAUUCAUGUAUUUGAUUAUUCAUAAUGGUGAAUUUGUCACACCUCCUAUAUCAAAAUUUUCAGACUAUUUAUUUCUUGGCCUCAGUUGCUUUGAUACAGAAUCUUGAAAGUCAUCAAAUGUGUUUUUUCUUCUCUCAGCACUAAUGGAAAAUUGAUGUAUUUUCUUGAA